This is a messenger RNA of Peronospora belbahrii, 903 nucleotides long. Lineage: Eukaryota; Oomycota; Peronosporomycetes; Peronosporales; Peronosporaceae. The record is from the annotation of a GenBank genome assembly.
AUGCACAAGCUUCGUAGAGAGCGCAAACCUGUAAGCAAAUGGUCAGAGAAAGAGGACCUCUUGAUGCUUCAACUUGUGCAAAAGCUUGGUACCCGCCAUUGGACCGUUAUUGGCACAAAAUUGCCUGGACGGAAUGGCAAGCAAUGCCGCGAAAGAUGGCACAAUCAACUUGAUCCGGCAAUUCGAAAAGAGCCGUGGACAGCUGAAGAGGAACGUAUUCUCAGCGACAUGCAUGACAAAUUUGGCAACAAAUGGGCAGUGAUUGCCAAGAUGUUACCUGGAAGAACGGAUAAUUCCAUUAAGAACCACUGGAACUCCAGCAAGCGACGACUUCAACGUAAUGGUGCGCCGCUAACUGCAUCGCAGCGUAAGCGUCGUCAUAGCUCGGGGUCAAAACGCAUCUUCUACGGCGACUUCCAUGAGGUAAUGUCUCCUCUGUCCAUUGUGGGCAAUGAGAUGUAUCCUCUCAAUACUUUUCUUACGGACCAAACUAACUUUGCAAGUCUGUGCCCGAACAUUUUCCUACCAUCACCUGUUGCAGUUCAAACUAAUCAACUUGGUAGUCCGUGUAACACAAUGUGCUGGACACCAACCGAUACAACGCACAAUCGCCUCAAUUCCAUGUGGCGCGUUCCGGCAAUGCCAAAUUGGAAUCCGACUAUUACUUUCACUCCUCCUUUCAGCACAUCUACCACGAUCGAGCCAAGAAGUACGAAAUUGGCGUGCGAUCAAACUCCAGUAAUGAAUGGGAAGCGCUUAAUGGAAGAUAGGAACGAACAUGGACAGAAGCAGUUGAAUUCACAAGUGAUAACGCAGGAGAAAGACGACCCAUCGCUGGAGAUCUUGGCCAAUGCUGCGCUUCUUCAGGCGAUUGGAAACGUUGAGGAAGCGUCAUCAAUUUAA